Molecule: messenger RNA, 2505 nt
Organism: Closterium sp. Naga37s-1
Lineage: Eukaryota; Viridiplantae; Streptophyta; Zygnematophyceae; Desmidiales; Closteriaceae
Source: the annotation of a GenBank genome assembly
AUGAUGGCGGCCGCUGAUGGCGAUUACCUCCGCUUUCUCAUCGAGAACAAGCUCCUCUUUUACCCCCCGUAUGUUCAACAUGAUAAGUCGUCGUGCCGCGGCGGUCUGCGCGUUCCGCGCCAGCAGCACAUCGGCUUGAGCGGAACUGCCGCCGUCGGCGCAUCAUCCCUUCCCCUCAGAAACGAACACGCCGCCGCGGCGAGGGGGGUUGACAUCGCGGCCGCAUCCAGCGGCUCUGCGCGCGGCUCUUCGCACGGGCACACCGAUUCAAUGAACGCGGAACGACUCCGAGCGGCCAUGAUAAGCGGAGCGGCUUCCAGCGGCGGAAUCGCGCCGGAUUCCAGCAGCGCAUUCACCUGGCCGCUGCCCGUUACCGCCCAGCGGCGGUGGGCGGAGGAGCCGCGGAAGAGGCCGCGGGAGUCAGAGCCGGCGGUUCAGCCAUGGCACAAGGGCUACAGAGUGCCUUGCAUGCCGAUGGAGUUAGAGCCAGCGGUUCAGCCUGAGCUGCACAAGAGCUACGGAGUGACUUGCAUGCCAAUGGAGGCGCCUGGUCAUUCUGGGGCGCCUCAAAGAAACUCUUUUAUUCCAGAGCUGCCUCAAAGGGCGUCUCAUGUCUCUCAGCUGCCCGAAAGGGCACCUCUUGUCUCUGAGACGCCCCAAAGAGCAUCCAUUCACACCAUUACUUACAACAGUAGACCGCACAGUCACAGCACCGGCCUCCUUCCUAGACCCCGGCGUUGCUGGACCCAGCAAGGCGAGGCUCAGGCGCAGCUCUCCCGGGAAUCCGCCGCUGCAUUGCUGGACGUGCUGGACGGAAGUAGACUGCACAGCAACAGCACCGGCCUCCUUCCUACACCCUGGCGUUGCUGGACCCAGCAAGGCGAGGCUCAGCCUGAGGCGCAGCUUUCCCGGGGAUCCGCCGCUGCAUUGUUAAAUCUGCAGCGCGCCUGUGCCUUGCGCAGGUGGGAGCGAUCGUGGGUUAGUCAUAGACCCCCCGCCGCCGCCGCUCUGGCGGAGGUAGGAGCCACCCGGAGUGCAGCCACACAGUGUGCUGGUGGUGAUGCUAGUCCCCAGGGUCAGGACCUCCUGGCGGAGGUAGCAGCAGCAGCAGCUGCACAGAGUUGGGACGGACGACUGCUGGCGGAGUUGGGAACCACCCGGAGUGCUGGUGGUGCUAGCCCCCAGGGUCACGAUCUCCUGGCGGAGGUAGCAGCAGCAGCAGCUGCACAGAGUUGGGAUGGGGGACUGCUGGCGGAAACCAUGGGCGUGAGGGAUGGGGCAGGGGAGCGAAGCCGGGGAAGAUCUAUAGGACGAGGGGGGAGUGGGGGACGAGGGGGAUGCAGGGGAAGCGAGGGAAGGGCGGCAAGGGCGGGAAGUUGGCCCAUUUGCUUCAAGAACAACGGGGAAUGUGUCGCUGGUGAGGGGAGGAAUCUAAGAACUGCCUCCGUGUGGCACGACGAGAUUGGCUCGCGUGACUGGCAGGAGCAGCAGCAGCAGCAGCUACAGCAGCAGCUGCUGCAGCGACAGCAGCGGCAGCAGCAAGAGGAGGACAUGCAAGCACAUGCCGCAGAGGGUAUUUCACCACAGCAGAGUCCCUUAACCCUUCAACAGGCAUUCAAAGAAGGCAUUGAACGCCUGCUACACUCCGUCACCCUCCCGCCCCCUCCCUCUCGCCCUGCUGCCAACGUGCUCCCUGUCAGCCUUCUACUAGAAGCUCUAGGCCCACACACAGCCUCAGCCGCUGCUGCUGCUGGCCUUUCAUCUCAAUCCGCUGCUGCUGCCACUCCCGACCCAUGCAACAGCCCGCCCGCCCGCCCCGCUACAGUCACAUAUCUUGAGAGAAACCCAGGAUCAGCCAGAAGCCCAGCGGGUGGGUCAGUGGAUCUUUCCCUUCGCCUGGGGCUGAGCCUAGAGCGAGAAGAGACAGAGAGAGAAGAGAAAGGGGCUGCAGGGGGGAAUGAUGAGGGAAGUGCGGGGGGAGCAGCAGAGCAGAGGGGGGAGCCAUUGGUGUCCAUGCCAGGCCAUCAGUGGUACGCCCCUUAUGGGGGAUGCACCUCGUGUGUAGUCGGGUCUGAUAAGUCUCAACUCUCGUCACAGUUGCCACAGUCAAUGCAGUCAAUGCAGUCCUCACAGCCGACGCUGCCGCCACAGUCGCCACAGUCGCAGUCCUCACAGCUGACUCAGCCGCUACAGUGGCCACAGUCAGCUUUUGCAGCAUCGCGCGACCCCAUGUUUCGUUCCAAGUCUGCUGCCACUGCCACUGCUGCUGCUCCUGACGCUGAUCCUGUGGCUGGCGCUUCUAUGGGAGUGCAUGAGGGGUAUGCACUGGCACGGGACAACAUCUGGGAGUGCGAGACUGCUGGUGCUGGUGCUGCUGGUGGUCCAGAGGGGGACAUCUCCCGUGGGCGGACGAUUUCUUGUUGUGAGAGCAAGGGAGGGAAUGUAUGUGAGGCCAAUGCUCUGCUGUACGAGCGACCUGGACUGCUCUGCUGGAUCGCCAUAUGA